ACGGCGGAUCCAAUCCAAAGAAGGGCAUUGCCGUCAUUUCACGUAUUAAAUGAAUCUCGACUCGCGCCUGGAUGGAUCGUCAACGGCGUACGGAAGCGGUGAUGAGAGAGAAGGACCCGAAUUCUCCGCCUAUCCAAGAGGCAGUUUUGGACCUUCUCGCGUUGUUUUAGAAAUCUAGGUUUCUUCGAUUCCGCUUUUAGGGUUCUUUCCUUGUUUUUUGUCCCCGAUUUUUAGCAGAGGUAUUCCAGAUUUGGAGGCGAUUUCGUAUUCUGGGGAGGGGAUUAAUCAGAUCUGGAAGUGAUUUUGGAGUUUUUGGAGCCUUGGGUUUGGAAAUACAGAGAACGGGUUUGGGUUUUUGGUUAGCGUCUUCUUGAAUUGGGGCUGGUGCUAUUGGAUCUGAUGAUGGCGGAGGAAACAACGACAUCGCGUUACGUGAAGCUUACCAAGGAUCACGAUGCGCCGAUGGAGGAGAUUCGGCCCGGCGAGCUCAAUCAGCCCGUUCAAGUCCCUCAGUUGGAGGUUCAUAGAUGUCAUGAGUGUGGACAACCCCUUCCCGAGAGUUAUGAGCCCCCUGCUGACGAACCUUGGUCAACUGGGAUUUUUGGAUGUGCUGAAGAUACAGAUAGUUCCAAACAAUUCAUUGUCUCUUAUGUGAGGUACUUAUUCUUAAUACUUCUCCCUAUUUCUACUAUGAUAUGGAUGUAUAAUGUUGAUGUUAAACUACUAUCCUGGUGCUUUGUGCCUACAGGUUGGACUGGAUUGUUCUGCCCCUGUGUAUUGUUUGGUCGUAAUGUUGAGAACUUGAGAGAAGACAUUGAAUGGACCAAACCAUGCAUUUGUCAUGCUAUUUUUGUCGAAGGUGGCCUUGCACUUGCAGCUGCAACAGCACUGAUGGUCCAUGGCAUUGAACCUAGAACGACUUUCCUGAUUGGUGAGGGCUUAGUGUUUGCUUGGUGGAUGUGUGGCAUCUAUACUGGUCUUUUCAGGCAAUCUUUACAGAAGAAAUAUCAUCUCAAGAACUCUCCUUGUGAUCCAUGCAUGGUACAUUGCUGCAUGCAUUGGUGUGCUAUCUGUCAAGAGCACAGGGAAAUGAAGGGACGGCUUUCUGAUAACGUCAUGAUGCCCAUGACCAUGGUAAACCCUCCUCCUGUGCAGGAAAUGAACACGUCUGAAAGCCGAGAAUCAAUGGCAUCUGAGAACGGUGUCCAACAUACCAAUCUGGAGAUGCGGCCUUUGUAAUGUUUCAGAAAAAUAGAACAUAUGUGCGGUUCAGAACACCCAUUUUGGUGUAUCCCUUCUGUUUUUGUUCCUUUUUUUUUCUUCUUUUUUUCUUUUUUCCUUUGU
Messenger RNA from Magnolia sinica, 1344 nucleotides. Its product is annotated as cell number regulator 6-like. The transcript is spliced from 4 exons. Lineage: Eukaryota; Viridiplantae; Streptophyta; Magnoliopsida; Magnoliales; Magnoliaceae. The record is from RefSeq and is a predicted model, not a curated record. Bases 400 to 1239 code for a protein of 279 amino acids.